Anoplopoma fimbria (sablefish) is the source of this 3477-nucleotide messenger RNA. RefSeq names its product protein phosphatase 2, regulatory subunit B', alpha isoform (gene ppp2r5a). The record is from RefSeq and is a predicted model, not a curated record. Bases 185 to 1735 code for a protein of 516 amino acids. Gene Ontology annotation, cellular component: nucleus; cytosol; protein phosphatase type 2A complex. Gene Ontology annotation, molecular function: protein phosphatase activator activity. Gene Ontology annotation, biological process: signal transduction; protein dephosphorylation. Lineage: Eukaryota; Metazoa; Chordata; Actinopteri; Perciformes; Anoplopomatidae. The transcript is spliced from 13 exons.
GUUCAGUACCGAGCCACCAUGUUGGAUCACACAGAGUAGCAUCGGCCCCGGACAGGAGACGAGCUUCGACCCGUGCACUUGGCUCUUGUGUUUUUGUGCUAAUGCGAACCCAAGAGGAAACCUUUCAUUUGUCCUAGGCACACACUUAUCUCGUCUUAAGUCUUCACCAGUUUAUGCAUCAAAAAUGUCGGCCAUCUCUGCAUCCGAGAAAGUGGACGGGUUCACGAGAAAGUCCAUGAGGAAGGCCCAGAAACAGAGAAAAUCCCAGGGCUCCUCUCAGUACCGCACACAGAGCGCUCCGGUCGAGCUUUCCCCGCUGCCGCAGCUCAAAGAUGCCCCCUCCACAGAGCAGCAGGAGCUGUUCAGCCAGAAACUCCAGCAGUGCUGCAUGCUCUUCGACUUCCUGGACUCGGUUACGGACCUGAAGAGCAAGGAGAUCAAGAGGGCCACUCUUAACGAACUUGUGGACUACGUCUCCACCAACAGAGGGGUGCUGGUGGAAACUACGUACCCAGAGAUCACUAAUAUGAUCUGCACCAAUAUAUUCCGGACUCUUCCACCAAGUGACAACCCUGAUUUUGACCCAGAGGAGGAUGAACCCACUCUAGAGGCUUCCUGGCCUCACGUUCAGCUGGUCUAUGAGUUUCUGCUGCGCUUUCUAGAGAAUCCAGACUUCCAGCCCAGCAUUGCAAAGCGCCACAUUGAUCAGAAAUUUGUUCUGCAGCUCCUGGAGCUGUUCGACAGUGAGGAUCCGAGGGAGAGGGACUUCCUGAAGACCAUUCUGCAUCGGAUUUAUGGAAAGUUCCUGGGGUUGCGUGCUUUCAUCAGGAAGCAGAUCAACAACAUUUUCUUGCGGUUCAUCUAUGAAACCGAGCACUUCAACGGUGUUGCUGAGCUUCUAGAAAUCCUGGGAAGUAUCAUCAACGGGUUUGCGUUGCCUCUGAAGGCAGAGCACAAGCAGUUCCUGAUGAAGGUGCUCAUCCCGUUACACACAGCUAAAGGACUGGCCCUUUUCCAUGCACAGCUGGCUUACUGUGUGGUCCAGUUCCUGGAGAAAGAUCCUACACUCACUGAACCGGUGAUCCGCGGGCUGCUGAAGUUUUGGCCAAAAACCUGCAGCCAGAAAGAGGUGAUGUUCCUGGGUGAAAUUGAGGAGAUUCUGGAUGUCAUUGAGCCAACACAAUUCAAGAAAAUCCAGGAGCCACUGUUCAAACAGAUCUCUAAAUGUGUGGCCAAUCCACACUUUCAGGUUGCGGAACGAGCGCUGUACUUCUGGAAUAACGAGUACAUUCUCAGCCUCAUCGAGGAAAACAUUGACAAGGUCCUUCCCAUCAUGUUUGGUAGCCUGUACAGAAUCUCCAAAGAGCACUGGAACCCGACAAUUGUAGCUCUGGUCUACAACGUGCUGAAGACGCUGAUGGAAAUGAACUGCACGCUGUUUGAUGAGUUGACUUCCUCCUACAAAGCAGAUCGGCAACGGGAGAAGAAGAAAGAGCAGGAGAGGGACGAGCUGUGGAAGAAGCUGGACGAGUUGAGGCUCAGCAGCGGCGCUCUGAUCCAGAACAACAGCCACGGGCUCCCGGGUGUCCAGAACAACAACAACAACAACAACAAUAGUAAUAGUAAUGUUAAUGACAACCAGGACAAGAGCGCUGAGGCUGCAGCCGUCACCACAGACAACAAAGACCCUGACGUCAGUGUGGCCGCCAGUGAGAGCCCCCAAUGUGCCAAAUGACACAGGAUGUCAGUUUUUUAUUCCGUAACGGUUUGACAUCGUGUUCAGGACUGUCAGGAGAGGAUUAACGGAGACAGAAAAAAAACACAAAUUACACCUCAACAGUAUAUUAAAUCUUCUAGAGUGACUUAGAAACGCCAGCAUUUCUUUGGCAGAAAAUAUAUAUAUUUCAACUUAAGACUAUUUUUGGAUGUUACAGUGUGGCUGCAGUAUAUUGUUUAUUCGUCUGAUCAAAGAUUUAUCCAUUCACAUUUAGUUUCUUAACUGAAAAAUGAUUUUUUUUUAUUUUUUUUUUUUGUUUAUAUUCGUUGUAUGAUACAUGGGAGGGGAGAAAAAUAAUAAUGACUUGAAUUUAAUGUUUCCGAUUGUGCUGUACUUAGACAAGCUGAAUAGCUAUUUAAAGAUGUCUAUUUUUUAAUGUGCUUUUCCUUGUUGCUGCCAACACUUCACUCAAGGAAGAAGGGAACUGCGGUCUUUGGGAGUAUUUUGGGGGCAGGUGGGACCAGAUCCAUGAUUAAACAUUUAAUGUCCAUUGAUGUAUAGAUGAGGACUGUUAUCAGAAACAGAAGAAGCUACAGCACAGUUGUCUCCCGUUAGAGAGAGAGAGAGAGAGAGCGGGAGGUUCAUGGCCAAAAAAAAAAGAUGAAUCCUAAAGAGUUAUAAUCCCAGAUAUGGAUUGAUAUCUGUGCAAGUGACUCUAGUGCGGACUAUAAGGUUAAAACUUGGUCACAGUUGGGGAAUAUGGAACAUUUACAAGAUUAUUUUUGUGUUUCAGGUGUUGGUAAAUAUUUUUUAUCUGGGUGAAAAGUUGUGACGCAACACCUGCAGUUCUAAGUAUUGAGACAGGGCUCUCAAGAGAUGUUGAAGGAAAGCUUCAAUCUUUUGAGGAAUGGGUUUUGAUGAGAUGAUCCAUACCACAGUUGGAUCUUCGCAUUAAAAAAAGAAUAAAAGUAUUUUCCAAAUAUUCCUCUAAAAGUAGUAGAUUAAGAACUAAAAACAUGAGACCUACAGUACUAUAUUUUCCAGAGUAUUGACUAGGCAAAUACUUCAGAAUGUUUCCUUUUGCAGAUGGAUUAUGAUGGGAUGCAGGAUGCGCUUGAGUCCAUAUUUGUUGAGUGCAUAAAUGUUAGUUUGGAGGCUACUUAAAGGGAAAUGCCACUCAAUUUAAGAUUUUCUGUACAGUAUAUCGUUUUCCGUGGUCUGAGAAAGUGCAGUCAGUGCUUAGGAACAUACCUUACCACUUAUCUGGUAUUUUACAAUUCACAAGCGGCGGAUGUUGUGUAUUGUAAGUUUAUAUAUCCAAACAAGGCUCAUUACAAAGUAGUGAUAUCACGAAAAAAUGAAUGCUUAGCACCGGAAAAAUCCAAGUAAUCUUUACCAUCAAUGCCUGUUCACUCCCUGCAUCUCCCGACUUUGUAAGCUCACAUUUGCUUUUAGUUUCUGAUGUUGGGAGUUGAUAAACAUGUUCAUGAACUUAAUCAGACUGCCGUAGAUCAUAGGAACAACUUCUUUUUUUUAUUUUAUUGAAUGGUGUUCCCUCUGAACCCCGAGUGUCUGCUCUCGUACUUCUUCUGAGUUCAUAUUUUUAGGUCCAGUCUUUUCUGAUGCCUUUCUGUCAGUACAGCAUUCCAACCUCUGUGACGUUUAAAAAAAAAAAAAAAAAAAAAAAAUGCGUGGGGAACCUGUUUUGUAAUCGCAGAUCUUAUUUAGGUUUCACCAUAAAAUAAAGUCUACUUUAUCUU